AUGAGUGAAUUAGGAGUUCAAAUCAAAGGAAAUACAAUAACUAAUCUUCGUAAAUUAGCAAAACCUCCCGAAGCUAUCAUGAUUGUACUUGAUAUGGCAUUAAUAUUAAUGAAACGACGUAUUGAUCCAAUACGAAUUGAUUAUAAUCUUGAUGAACCAUUUUAUGCACCAUCGAAAACAGAAAUUUUAAGACUUCUGAAUUUUUCUGGAUUAUUAUCAACAUUAUUAACAAUACGUGAACUUAAUGAUGAAAUCAUUGAAUUAUUAGCACCAUAUACAGAGAUUAAAGAUUUAUCUGAAAAAGCUCGAAAAGCUUAUCAAGAUUUAGCAACAUUAAAAACAUGGACAGAUAAAAUACAAUCUUAUCAUGCAAUUAAUAAAGAAGUUAUUCCAAUAAAAGAUAAAGUACAAAAAGCAGAAAAUUCACUUCGAAAAGCUUCAAGAAAAUUAGCUAGAGCUGAACGAGAACUUGAAAGAACUGAAAUUGGUUUAGCUAAAUGUCAACAUGAUUUUGAUGUAGCUAUGAAAACAAAACAAACAUAUCAAUCAGAUUAUGAUGCUUUACUUAAACGACGUGAUGAUGCAAAUACAUUAAUAUCAGGAUUAACAGGUGAAAAAAUUCGAUGGAAUGAACAAAAUAAAGCAUUUGAACAAAGUAUUGAAAAAUUAGUUGGAAAUACUAUACUUGUAACAGCUUUUCUAUCAUAUUCUGGUCCAUUUAAUCAAGAUUUUCGGCAACGUUUAUUAAAUGAAUGGCAAAAACAAAUACAACAAAGAACUAUUCCAUUUUCGGAUAAUUUUGAUAUUAUUGAACAAUUAAAUGAUGAAGCAACAAUCGGUGAAUGGAAUUUACAAGGUUUACCAAAUGAUGAUCUAUCAAUUCAAAAUGGUAUUAUAGCAACAUCAAACUAUCGCUAUCCACUUCUAAUUGAUCCACAAUUACAAGGAAAAUCAUGGAUAAAAAAUAUGGAACGUGAUAAUGAUAUAUUAAUAACAACAUUUAAUUCAAAAAUGUUUCGACAACAACUUGAAGAUUCAAUUUCACUUGGACGUCCAUUAUUGAUUGAAGAUGUUGAUGAAGAAUUAGAUCCAAUUUUAGAUCAUAUUUUAGAAAAAAACUAUUUUAAAAUAGGUCUUUCUCUACGAGUUAAAGUUGGUGAUCGUGAAGUGGAUGUUAAUCAUACAUUUCGUUUAUAUAUAACAACAAAAUUAGCUAAUCCAACUUAUUCUCCUGAAGUAUGUGCACGAGUAUCAAUUAUUGAUUUUACUGUAACACAACGUGGAUUAGAAGAUCAAUUACUUAGUCUUGUUAUUGCUAAUGAACGUGCUGAACUUGAACGUGAACGUGUUACAUUAGCACGUGAAACAACAAAAAAUAAACGAAUGUUAAAAGAACUUGAAGAAAAUUUAUUAAUUAAAUUAACAAGUAUUGAAGGUUCAGUACUUGAUGAUCCAUCUCUUGUUGAAGUACUUAAUGCAAAUAAAAGAAUUGCUAUAGAAGUUAAAGAAAAAGUUUCUAUUGCUGAAGAUACAAAAAUGAAAAUUAGUGCAGCAAGAGAAGAAUAUCGACCUGUUGCUGUUCGAGGAUCGAUCAUUUAUUUUCUUAUGUCAGAAAUUACACUUGUUAAUCAUAUGUAUCAAAUAUCAUUACAACAAUUUCUUGGUCUUUUUCAUGAUUCAAUGAUAAAAUCAAAUAAAAUUGCUGCAACACAAAAACGUAUUCAAAAUAUAAAUGAUUAUUUAACAUAUCGAACAUGGUUUUAUACAACACGUGGUUUAUAUGAAGAAGAUCGACUUAUGUUUACAUUAUUAAUGGCAUUAAGAAUUGAUUUACGUCGAGGAAAAAUACGUUAUGAUGAAUUUGAAGUAUUAAUUAAAGGUGGUGCAUCAUUAGAUUUAAAUACAUGUCCACCAAAAUUAUUUCGUUGGUUAAAUGAUUCAUCUUGGCUUAAUUUACUUGAAUUAAGUCGUUUGAAAGAAUUUCAUGAUGUUAUUGAUCGAUUACAAAAGAAUGAACGUGCAUUUAAAGAUUGGUUUGAUAAAGAAUCAUCUGAUUUAUCAUCAUUACCUGAAACAUAUGAAAAUUUAAAUAUAUUUCAUCGAUUUUUAUUUGCUCGUUGUAUAUCACCAGAUCGAACAAUAUCAGAAGCACGAUAUUAUAUUCAAGAUAGUCUUGGAAUAAAAUAUUCUGAAAUUCCUGUACUUAGUUUAGAAUUAAUAUGGGAAGAAAGUGAUUAUAAAACAUCAUUACUUGGUUUAUUAUCAUCAGGUGCUGAUCCAACAUCAAAUAUACAAUCAUUAGCAAAAAAGAAAAAUAUUGAUUUAUUUAUUGUAUCUAUGGGACAAGGACAAGAAAUACUUGCUCGACGUUAUCUUCAACAAACAAUUACAUUAGGAGGAUGGCUUUUAUUACAAAAUGCACAUUUAGGUUUAGAUUAUCUUGAAGAAUUUCAUGAAACUCUUAUUGCAACAGAUACAUUCGAUCCAUCAUUUCGUUUUGUAUGUGUACGAGCUGGUCUCAAACGUACUUAUGGUUUAAUUAAUCAAGAUAAACUUGAAUAUAUUGAAACAAUUUAUUGGCGUCCAUUAUUAUAUGCUACUUCAUUUCUUCAUAGUAUCAUACAAGAACGUCGAAAAUUUGGACCAUUAGGAUGGAAUAUUCCAUAUGAAUUUAAUCAAACUGAUUGGGAAGCAUCUGUACAAUAUAUUCAAAAUCAUUUAGAUGAUAUGAAUCCAAACUUAAAUAUAUCAUGGAAAGCUAUUCGUUAUAUGAUAUCAGAAAUUCAAUAUGGUGGUAGAAUAACUGAUGAUCGUGAUCGUCGUUUAAUGAUUACUUAUGCUAAAAAAUGGUUUAAUGAUUUAUUAUUUUCAUUAGAUUUUAAAUUUUAUGAUGGUUAUUCAAUACCAAAAGUAAAACGUCUUGAUGAAUAUAUUGAUUAUAUUGAUAAAUUUCCAUUAAUUGAUCCACCACAAAUAUUUGGUCUUCAUUCAAAUGCUGAUAUAACAUAUUCAACAAAUCGAGCUAAAUCUAUGCUUGAAAAAAUUGUUCAUAUACAACCAAAAGAAGCAAGUUCAAAUAUAUCUGGUGGUGAAACACGAGAUAAAAUUGUUUAUAAUCUUGCAAAUGAUAUGUUAAAUAAAUUACCAAAAAAUUUUAUACAACAUGAAGUACGAGAGAAAUUACGUAAUAUGGGUAUAUUGAAUCCAAUGAUUAUAUUUUUACGUCAAGAAAUUCAUCGAAUUGAUCGUGUUAUACGUACUGUACGAAAUUCUUUAAAUGAUUUACAAUUAGCUAUUGAUGGUAUAAUUAUAUUGAAUGAUUCUCUACGUCAAAUACUUGAUUCAAUCUAUGAUGGUCGUGUUCCAAUUGAUUGGACAAGAUAUUCAUGGGAAAGCAGUACUCUUGGUUUUUGGUUUUCUGAACUACUUGAUCGAUAUACUCAAUAUAAUAAUUGGUUGAAUUAUGGUCGACCUAAAUGCUUUUGGAUGACGGGUUUCUUUAAUCCCAACGGUUUUCUUACAGCUAUGCGACAAGAAGUAACACGAAUGCAUAAAGGAUGGUCACUUGAUACUGUAAUAAUUGAUAAUAUUGUACUUCGUUCAUAUAAAGAUGACAUUCGAGAAGCACCAACUGAAGGUGUUUAUGUUUAUGGUCUUUAUUUGGAAGGUGCUGGUUGGGAUCGAAAAAAUACUCGUUUACAUGAAUCACAAAAUAAAGUUGUUUAUGUUCAAAUGCCAGUUAUUCAUAUAUUUGCUAUAAAUCCAUCUGUAACAAAUCAAAAAACUGGAAUAAUUACAAAUAAAAAAUUAAGAUUAAAUCAAAUAACAUUUCGAACAAAACAAAAUGAACAAAUUUCAAUUGCACCAUAUAUUUAUAUGUGUCCAGUCUAUAAAAAACCAAUACGUACUGAUCUUCAUUUUAUAACUAUGCUUAAAUUAGCAUCGAAUGAUUUAUCUGAACAUUGGAUUUUACGUGGUGUUGCUUUACUUUGUGAUAUUAAAUAA
Molecule: messenger RNA, 4005 nt
Organism: Rotaria sp. Silwood1
Lineage: Eukaryota; Metazoa; Rotifera; Eurotatoria; Philodinida; Philodinidae
Source: the annotation of a GenBank genome assembly